This is a messenger RNA of Debaryomyces tyrocola, 412 nucleotides long. NCBI's taxonomy places the organism in Eukaryota, Fungi, Ascomycota, Pichiomycetes, Serinales, Debaryomycetaceae. The record is from the annotation of a GenBank genome assembly.
AUGAUAGGAAUCUUGACCUCAGUAUCUGACGACAAGUGCAAGGUUAAAUCAAAGCCUGGUGAUCUUAUUAGCGUUCACUAUGAAGGUAAAUUAGAGGAUGGGACUGUCUUUGAUUCAUCGUAUUCGAGAGGACAGCCAAUUUCCUUCCAGUUGGGCAUUGGUCAAGUAAUCCAAGGUUGGGAUCAAGGUUUGACUAGAAUGUGUAUUGGUGAAAAAAGAAAAUUGACUAUUCCUUCUCAUUUAGCUUACGGAGAUAGAGGUGUUGGUCCUAUUCCUGCAAAGGCAACUCUUGGUAUGUUUUAUUUUACGUCUAAAUUUAUAUAUUUAAUUUCUAUUAGAGUACUAACGAAAUUCAGUUUUUGUUGCUGAGUUAGUUGAUAUUGCUGGCUCUAGUAAACAUGAUGAGCUUUAA